GCGGCGCCGUGUCCCGCGCGCUGCGACGUGUCCCGCUGCCCCAGCCCGCGCUGCCCGGGCGGCUACGUGCCGGACCUCUGCAACUGCUGCCUGGUGUGCGCCGCCAGCGAGGGCGAGCCCUGUGGCCGCCCCCUGGACGCCCCGUGCGGGGACAGCCUGGAGUGCGUGCGCGGCGUGUGCCGCUGCCGCUGGACGCACGCCGUGUGUGGCACCGACGGGCACACCUACGCCGACGUGUGCGCGCUGCAGGCCGCCAGCCGCCGCGCGCUGCAGCUCUCCGGGACGCCGGUGCGCCAGCUGCAGAAGGGCGCCUGCCCCUCGGGUCUCCACCAGCUGACCAGCCCACGAUACAAGUUCAACUUCAUCGCUGACGUGGUGGAGAAGAUCGCACCGGCUGUGGUCCACAUAGAACUCUUCUUGAGACACCCUCUGUUCGGCCGCAAUGUGCCACUUUCCAGCGGCUCGGGCUUCAUCAUGUCGGAGGCCGGCUUGAUCGUCACCAAUGCCCACGUGGUCUCCAGCUCCAACACUGCCUCAGGACGGCAGCAGCUGAAAGUGCAGCUGCAAAACGGGGACGCCUACGAGGCCACCAUCCAGGACAUUGACAAGAAGUCUGACAUCGCCACUAUCGUGAUCCACCCCAAGAAAAAGCUUCCUGUGUUGCUGUUGGGUCACUCAGCAGACCUGCGGCCUGGUGAGUUUGUGGUAGCCAUCGGCAGCCCCUUUGCUCUGCAGAACACGGUGACAACAGGCAUCGUCAGCACAGCACAGCGGGAUGGCAAGGAGCUGGGCCUCCGGGACUCAGACAUGGACUACAUCCAGACCGAUGCCAUCAUCAACUACGGGAACUCUGGGGGACCCCUGGUGAACCUGGAUGGUGAGGUCAUUGGCAUCAACACACUCAAGGUCGCAGCAGGCAUCUCCUUUGCUAUCCCCUCGGACCGCAUCACCCGCUUCCUCUCUGAGUUCCAAAACAAGAACGUCAAAGACUGGAAGAAGCGCUUCAUCGGCAUCCGGAUGCGGACCAUCACACCAAGCUUGGUGGAUGAACUGAAGGCCGCCAACCCAGACUUUCCAGCGGUCAGCAGUGGGAUUUAUGUGCAAGAGGUCGUUGCAAAUUCACCUUCUCAGAGAGGAGGCAUCCAAGAUGGUGACAUCAUUGUGAAGGUCAACGGGCGCCCCCUGGUAGACUCCAGUGAGCUGCAGGAGGCCGUCCUGACGGAGUCCCCGCUCCUGCUGGAAGUGAGGCGUGGGAAUGAUGACCUCCUCUUCAAUAUCGCACCUGAGGUGGUGAUGUGAGGCCACCUCCCUCCAGUGCCAUCGCCAGCAUCUGCAGAAGGCGGGGUCUCAGCCGCCAGAUCAGGACGAGGGACCACUGUGGUCCUCAGCUGGGCCAGCAGCCUCCUCCCAGCAUUCAGGGCAGAGCCUAAGGCUGGGCCUAGCCUGGGGGUCUGGAUCGAAGCCUUGACCCUGAAUCCCAGUGCCAACAGGGGAAGCCCAAUGUUCCCUGGACCAGGGGCUCCUGAAGUCACCCUCUGAGGUUUCUGGAGCUAGAAACUCCUAGAAUUAUCCCUGGAAGCUCACCCCUUAUCUGCUUCCUGCCUCUGCACCUGUCCAUCCCUCAGAAAGGCCCAUGUUGCUCUAGCCCUACCCCUUCACGUCCCUCACAAAUGUCUUCCUGACGUCCUCAGGCUUCUGUCUGUAACAGCACCCACCUCAUGAUAAGACAGGGGCUGCUUGCCCUGCCACCUGGGAUCCCUGGAGGGCAGGCCAUGCAGCUGGCCCCCAGAGGAACCAUGGUCCUGAUCCGUACCAGGUGAACGUUACCCACUGCUGAGCUGAGCCCUUUGCUGGCCCAGGUGGGCUGGAAGCAGCAAGCAGCAGAGCAUCACUGGCAAGUACUUGCUGCCCUGAGAGUACAUCCUCCCAAAGUGACCAUGUGGUGGCCAGAUAGGGCGCUAGCACCUGCUGGAGGUGCAAGGACUGAGCCUCUUCACCUCCCCAUGCAGCUCUGGGUGCAGCCGCCAGCUCUGAGGACUCCUGCCCAGCAGCCAGCAGGCUCCCAGGGCCAUCCCCAGUGUCCCUCAUCUUUCAAGGUGUUGUGAGCUUCGCCACCCCACCCCAUGUUGCUUGUACUGUAUGUUUACUGUUUGGAAUUAAAGUUUACAAGCACAGGG
Messenger RNA from Nannospalax galili (Upper Galilee mountains blind mole rat), 2177 nucleotides. It is a transcript of the gene Htra3, whose product is annotated as HtrA serine peptidase 3. Gene Ontology annotation, molecular function: serine-type endopeptidase activity; protein binding. The record is from RefSeq and is a predicted model, not a curated record. The coding region runs from base 475 to 1299 and encodes 274 amino acids. Lineage: Eukaryota; Metazoa; Chordata; Mammalia; Rodentia; Spalacidae. The transcript is spliced from 9 exons. Gene Ontology annotation, biological process: proteolysis.